This is a messenger RNA of Gekko japonicus, 1618 nucleotides long. Its product is annotated as chromosome unknown open reading frame, human C11orf68. Lineage: Eukaryota; Metazoa; Chordata; Lepidosauria; Squamata; Gekkonidae. The coding region runs from base 100 to 837 and encodes 245 amino acids. The transcript is spliced from 2 exons. The record is from RefSeq and is a predicted model, not a curated record.
CGUUACUGCUUCCUGUCUAGUUCCUCUUAUCACUUCCGGGGUCUGCCUCGGGCGCCUCCGCUCGCCUUGCUUCGUCGAAAUCAGGUGCCUUGCUGAGUCAUGUCUGCCCAGGAGGAUGAAGCAGGAAAGGAUGGGGCCUUUGGAGCCGAGUAUCUGGCAGCUGAAUCCAUGGCAGCAGACAUGGAUCCCUGGGUGGUUUUUGAUGCCCGGAAGACCCCACGGGCUGAAUUUGAGGAAUGGCUGCAAACCUACCAGCCGUCCCGGGUCUCUCGCUUUGGCGAUACAGAGCGCAAUGCAGAACCUGUAGGGUGGAUUGCAGUCUAUGGGCCCAGUUUCUGUCCUGAAAAUGGGGAUGUGGUAGGGUUGCAGGAGGACUGGGAGCAGCUGCAGACUAGUGGGCGCCACAUCACCUUUGAUACCAUCAAAGAGCUGGCCCUCAACCGGCGUGUGCUGACAGGGAAGUGGCUGAUGCAUUUGGACAGUGGCUUCAAGGUGGACCACGCCUGGUGUGGUAUUGCCCAUGCUGUGCUCGAUGGACACAUUGGCGUGGCAAAGGUCAGCCCCUUCUGCCCCGAGUCAGAGCGCAAGCAGGUCAUCUGUGUCUACACAGAUGACUUCACCAAUGAGGAGCGGGUACUGAGUGCUGAUGCCGUCAUCCGUUCCACAGGUGUCAAGUGCUUAUUGUCCUACAAGCCUGAUGUUUAUACCUACCUGGGCAUCUAUCGUGACAACCGCUGGCACCUCUGCCCCACCAUCUAUGAGAGCAAGUUUGACCUCGAAUGUAUCCCCCGCCGCUCCCGCAUCACCGACAAAGUGAACAACAUGGAAGUAACUUAACUUGCUCCCUCAGUGUGCAGCACUUCCAGUGAGAUGGUGCUAUUACCAGGAUCUACAAGUCCCAGCAUGCAGUGCUCACUUUUUAAAAAAACAGAAACCAAGUUACUUGAAAGCAGUUGCUGGGAGGAGACCCUUGCGAACCACAGGCCAGCAAGGACACAGCCUUUACGGGCAGGAUUUCCAUAUGCUCCCCCCAUUCAUUUGCUCUUGUUAGCCAGUGUGCCACAGGAUGGUCAUUUCUUUUUGUUUCUUAAAAAAGAACUUGUAACCAGCAUGUGCUGCCCUCCUCUGUUUCUAAGAAUCUGCUAAUGUGCAUUUUUGCACUUUUGCCUCUGUUGCCUGUGUGUAUCCUACCAUAAUGCCUCAGGGGCAGUGACUCCAGGCUAUUGUGCUUUCUUUGGUACUAAGCCUCUCACAGGUGCAGCCCUCCCUUAUGAUGGAUCAGCAGACAGAUUGCUGGGGGGGGGUCAGAAAGGGAAGACACAGUAAGUAGAAGGAACAACUUAGGACGAUGUAGCCGUAUGCAAGCUAUUCUAGCAGAAUAGUCUCUGAGCCUGUCGCAGAGUAUUGUGAAACUUGAUAAUGUGUACGCUCAGAUGAUAGACUGGUUGAACAGAAGGUCUUUGCACUUAAUUUUCUCUUGUGGGGGAUGGUGAUCAGUUUACAAAAAUGGCUGGAAAAUGACUUCCACAGUUUUCCAGCUUCACUCUGUCUAGGGCAUCUCUCUCUAAUGGAAUGGGACUUAGCUUUCGGGGGGAAGCUCCACCCCCCCCCCCUGCAU